AUGCAUAAACUAUCAACGCCAACUUUCAUUAAAAGGCUUCACUUCCAAGCCUCAAAGCCCAGAAUCAGGAACCAUGUGAAUCACACCACAGACCUCCCUGCCUCAUGUGGUAUAUGCGAGAAAGACACGGAAUUACACGAGACAUCACUCCAUUCAGCAGCCCGCGCCGGCGAUGAGACAAUGGUAAACUUGCUCCUCGACGCAGGCGCCAAUAUCAAUCAAAGAGAUGAAUCUGGAAAAACACCACUCGCACUAGCCGUCCAAGCGGGCCAUAAAGCCAUCGUAACGAUCCUCCUGGACAGCAGCGCCAAUUUCGAAUCAAAAGAUUACCUCAGUCGCACGCCACUCUUCUACGCGAGACACACAUCUAUCCUCAAACUUCUACUUGACGAAGGCGCCAACGUGGAUCCACGAGAUAUCAACGGGCGAACCCCUCUAUCAGUAGCCGCAGAGCAGGGCGACGAACAAGCGGCCACGCUCCUUCUUGAUCACGGUGCAAGCCUUCACACCAGGGACGGACUGACCUGGACACCACUCUCCUGGGCCUUUGAACAAAACCAGCAAGCCAUGGUAAAACUCCUAAUCCGCAACGGCGCCAAUCCCGAACAAGAAGAUAGCUUCGGCAGAACACUUCUUCUAGUAGCAGCAGAGACAAAACGCGAAUUAAUGGCAAACACUCUAAUAAGCCAAGGCGCUUGUCUCGAGGUCCGAGAUCACGAAAAUCGCACCCCGCUCCUAUGGGCUGCGCACAAUGAAGACGAAGAAAUGGCCAAGCUUUUGAUUAGCAGUGGCGCGUGCCUAGAAGCUCGUGAUGAAGACGGGCGUACGGCGUUACUUGUAGCCGUGGAAGCGAGACACGUUGCUAUGGCGGGCGUACUAGUCAGGUCUGGUGCUAGUCUGGAUGUACAAGAUGAAUAUGGGCGGACGCCGUUGUUAUGGAGUGUUCAGUAUGGUGAGCAGCAGCUGAUAGAGCUGUUAUUGGAGAGGGGAGCUUGCUUGGAAGUUGAAGAUGGGAAGUAUGGGCGGACGGCGCUUUCGUGGGCUGCUAGGAGGAAUGAUGUAUCCGUUGCGAGGCUUUUACUUGAAUAUGGGGCUGAUAUUGAGGCGGAGGAUUGUCAUGGUCAGACUCCGUUGUCAGUAGCUGCGAGGGCUGGGAAUGGGGAUGUUGUUGCGCUUUUACUUGAGAAGGGGGCUUGUGUUGAUGUCGAGGAUCAUUAUGGUCGAAUGCCGGUGCAGUGGGCUUCUAUGGGUGGGUAUACAGCUGUGGUGAGACUUCUUGGGGGAUCAAUUGAUGUUAAAGCUGGGAGUGAGUAG
Messenger RNA from Penicillium cataractarum, 1314 nucleotides. RefSeq names its product ankyrin repeat domain-containing protein. The transcript has a single exon. Lineage: Eukaryota; Fungi; Ascomycota; Eurotiomycetes; Eurotiales; Aspergillaceae. The record is from RefSeq and is a predicted model, not a curated record. The coding region runs from base 1 to 1314 and encodes 437 amino acids. Gene Ontology annotation, molecular function: protein binding. Gene Ontology annotation, cellular component: nucleus; cytoplasm.